Molecule: messenger RNA, 226 nt
Organism: Paramecium sonneborni
Lineage: Eukaryota; Ciliophora; Oligohymenophorea; Peniculida; Parameciidae
Source: the annotation of a GenBank genome assembly
AUGAAAGAAAGCUAUAAAAAUAAAUCCAAUAAAAUCAAGAUCAUAAUAGAGCUAAAUCAUAUUUUAAAAUUAAGUAAUUAAUAAUAUAAUGUAAGGAUCUCACUUUAGAAUAUUGUAGCGAAUAAAUAAAUUACUUAUUAAUCAAAACGGUACAUCUCUACAAAAGUUAGAGACAGGGAUGAUGAAUAAAUAUAAUUUAAUUUAUGUUCUGGAAAUAAAUAAAUGA